Molecule: messenger RNA, 2351 nt
Organism: Etheostoma spectabile (orangethroat darter)
Lineage: Eukaryota; Metazoa; Chordata; Actinopteri; Perciformes; Percidae
Product: BTB/POZ domain-containing protein KCTD1
Exons: 6
Coding region: 401-1282 (293 amino acids)
Biological process (GO): protein homooligomerization; negative regulation of DNA-templated transcription
Cellular component (GO): nucleus
Molecular function (GO): transcription factor binding; transcription corepressor activity
Source: RefSeq, a predicted model, not a curated record
GGAGGCAGGAAGAGUGAGGGUGUUGUAAAUGCAGAAAAAAAUGUCUUUAUUUGAUUUUAUGAAAACAUAAACUCAACAAGGACUAAGGCACUGCUGCUGUGAUCUCUUCCUUUGCUGGGAGUUUUUUUCUGCAGAUUGGUUUAGACUGGGGCAGAGACAUGAGCUAAUUGUAUCCUGAUCUUUGCCUUGAGGGGUUUCGGAGCCCUGGAGCAAGUAUUCUCUGUAUUUUGUUCUGUCUACCUUAGCCAAGCUAUUGCAUUUCUCACUGGUGUAGGAAGAGAAGCAGAUCGUGGGCCAAAUCGGAGGGAAAAGGUGCAUAAAAAGAUACUUUAUGCCGCUCUAUGUUUCAGGCCCCUUUGCCUUCUGCGAGGGAUUCUGGAGUUGAAUUUUAAAACUAUGUAUGGCUGCUGCCUGCGCUUAUCAGCGCGUGCACAAGCGGCAUGCAAAUCAGACCAGGAUCACACACCGCAUUGGAGGCCUACACUCAAAGGAUCAUCGCUCCAGCAUGUCCAGGCCCAUGAUCACACGGUCACCGGUGUCUCCCUUGAGCAACCAGGGCAUCCCAACACCUGCACAGCUCACCAAGUCCAACGCUCCUGUGCACAUUGAUGUGGGAGGACACAUGUACACCAGCAGUCUGGCCACCUUAACAAAAUUCCCAGAAUCCCGAAUUGGUCGUCUCUUUGAUGGCACAGAGCCUAUAGUCCUGGACAGCCUGAAGCAGCACUACUUCAUUGACAGGGAUGGACACAUGUUCCGCUACAUCCUAAACUUCCUCAGGACGUCCAAGCUUCUCAUCCCAGAAGACUUCAAAGACUACAGUCUGCUGUAUGAGGAGGCACGGUACUUCCAGCUGCAGCCAAUGCUGUCUGAGCUGGAGCGCUGGCGUCAGGACCAGGAGCUAGCCCGGGUGUCACGCCCCUGCGAGUGCUUGGUGGUGCGCGUUGCACCUGACCUGGGCGAGAGGAUCGCGCUCAGCGGUGACAAGGCCCUGAUUGAAGACGUGUUUCCGGAAAUCGGUGAUGUCAUGUGCAACUCUGUCAAUGCCGGUUGGAACCAUGACUCCACGCACGUCAUCCGCUUCCCACUUAAUGGAUACUGCCACCUCAACUCUGUCCAGGUUCUAGAGCGCCUGCAACAACGUGGCUUUGAGAUCGCCGGCUCCUGUGGUGGAGGUGUGGACUCAUCCCAAUUCAGCGAGUACGUCCUGAGGAGGGAACUGAGGAGGACAAGUCAGCGAGGAUCCAAUUCAAACAGGAUAAAGCAAGAGCAGCUGGACUAGAAACCUCCCGAGCAGCAGGAGGUGCUAGACUUUUCUGUGGCGUCCAAACGCUCAACGCUGCAGAGCUCUGUGGACUCUGUUUUUCUCCGUUUUCCUUGUUAAUGUUUUUGUUUUCUUAAACUUGAGAACCAUCUAGAGAAUAAAUAUGAGGUGCAACAGGAGAUUUUUUUGCCAUAAGAAGAUACAAGACAUUUGAUAAGUUUGAGAUUGCAAGGACAUUUGUUGAAUGUCUAGUCCCCAUAAACCAAUUUAAAAAGGAUUUAUACACGCUGGAUCCCCAAACAAAGUUUGUUUUAAAACUUGGAGCCUACAUUAGGUUCAAUAUGAUUUCUAUUAUUCCCAUAUCAAUUUAAAAGAAGGCUUUUAUUGCUUACGUAGUAUAUUGCAUAGCUUGUCACCAAUGACUUGAUUUUGAUGUCUCACUGGCAAAUUGGCAAAGUCUGUUUUUAUCCCUCGCUGUAAAAAAGGUCACUAAUGUGUUGCUUACAGUACAGAAUGUCUCAGUUAUCAUAAACGGUUAGUUUCAACAAAGCAUCUUUUCUCACAACUAACAUGAUGUUGAAUAUUAUGAUACCAAUGAAGUGUUUUUUUUACUUUAAUGAAAGUUAUUUUAUUGGAUUAUGUCAUGAAAUACAGAUGACAUUAGUAUCAUCAAAAUUAAAAUCAAAUACCCACCCGUACACAGUACAGAAAAUAAUUCAGUAAAAUAUUAUGUCACACCAUUUUCCUCAUUGCAUAGUAUGAACCACUAACCCCCAUUUGCUAACUUGGGAAUUAUUUAAUUGGAUCAUAAUAUUCCCCCGAGUCAUGACCUGUAAAUUCCUUUCAUUGUAUAUGUGUUUUGUGUUUUUUACAUUGAAUCUUUUUAAAGCGAUUUGUUGCCUCCAACAUGACUGAACAGAUUAAAGCUUAAUGUACAACCGACUCCAAGAUCACUUUUAAUUGUAGCACAUAUUGAUAUGAAGUUGGAUAUAUAGUAUUUCUAAGAUGACUGACCCACCUACGCUCCCUAGAUUUGAGUAAAGAGGAAUGUAGCACAAAAUGUGAAAUAAAUCUCAACUAAAGUUGU